Teleopsis dalmanni is the source of this 4142-nucleotide messenger RNA. RefSeq lists its product as uncharacterized. The transcript has 4 exons. NCBI's taxonomy places the organism in Eukaryota, Metazoa, Arthropoda, Insecta, Diptera, Diopsidae. The coding region runs from base 1 to 3807 and encodes 1268 amino acids. The record is from RefSeq and is a predicted model, not a curated record.
AUGGCACUUUAUUUGAAACCAAGUCUAGUGGAAAGUGUUAAAAUUUAUAUUUGUUUACUUGAAUCUGUCAAAGCACGCACAAUUGAUAUGUCAACACACGUCGGCCGAUAUUUCAAUGUGUUGAUUGGGAUUUCGAUAUCCCUAGCAGCAGCAAACGCAAAAAAGGAUUCUGUUAAAGAUGCCUCAACUAAUCCAAGUGGAACGACUAAACUAGCUCCAGCACCUGCGACGGCUACUAAAGAAGUUACAAAGAAGGAAACAAAGACAACAACAAGUUCUAGAACAUCAAAAUCAUUGAAAGGUCCAUUGGACAGCCGUGGAAAGCGUACCUUAUACGACUUUGGUAAUGCUGGUUAUAUCUAUUCAGAUAUUGCGAGUAGACGUGCUGGUUAUGAAAGUGAAUCACGCCCUUACUAUACUGAAAGCGGCUUAUACAAUGGACAAAAUGCUAUCGCUCAAUACCCAUCAGGCUAUGGUGGAAGUUAUGGACAUUAUCCACAGUAUCUGGAAGCACCAGAACCAAUUAUAGAAAUCAUUAUUAAAGAUUCAAAUGAUACGCUCGCAACAACAGCACCACAACCAAUAGUCACUAAAAAGAAGAAAGAGAAAGUACAUGUUUUCUAUGUCAAUUAUAAAAAAGAUCAAAACAAUAAAUUACAUUUGGAAAGUCCUAUUGCCUCACUUAAUAAUGACGAACAUGAGGAAGAAGAAGAAGUUGUACAUUAUCCCCAAGUAGUUACACCCUUACCACCACUUAAAAGUACCACAUUACGUACCAUUAUACACCCAGAUUCUGAAAAAUAUCAUAGCAAUAGUGGUAUACAUGUAACCUUUGGUUCAGAAGACAAAUCACAAACUGGUCAUAUAUUAGAGGAACAUAAUGCUGAGAGCAUACAAAGCCAAGUAGUAGCAUUACCUGCUCCAAUUAAUGUGGGCAGUGGUGUAAAAAGUGAUUUAUUACCUGCAAAUACGAGAGCCGACUAUUUAAGCAAUCAUCACAGUCGUUUACCAAGUGCUAAUCAUCUAUUCACAGCACCUUUCCAACAGCCACAUAGUUCCAGUUUUUAUCAAGAACUACCACAGCAGCAUGGGGGUACUUACUUUAGACCCCCAAAUAACUUAAUACACCACAAAUCCCCAACACCACCACAAGCAUCACCACAAUUUUAUCAGAAACAGCCACAACAUCAGCGUCCAAAUUUCAAUCCCACGCACUCACAACCACCACCACCGCCAUCACCACCAUCUACUUCACAACACCAACCACAAGCACAGGCUUUGUAUCGAAAGCAACAUCCCACACAACAAUUAACACUUCAGCAAUCGCAUUAUUACAGCAAUCAAAAUCAACAAUAUCCACAGCAACAAUCCCAUCAACAUAGUCAAUAUUAUCAAAGCUUUCCACAUAAAGUACAACAAUCCAGCAAGCAAUCUGUGUAUUUCCCAACAGAACCACCACAACAGCAAGAACUUCCAUUACGACAGAAUGCAGGGCCUUAUCAACCAAUUAAAUUCCGUCCUACACCUGCACCAACACCACAAAUUAAACCAGUACCAAUACCAGUAAAAUUGGAAAAUACUAACUAUAAUGUUCCAACUCAACAACAUCAAUCACAACAUCAACAAUAUGAACAGCAUCAACAACAACAUCAACAACAACAUCAACAACAGCAUCACCAACAGCAUCAACAACAACAACAUGAACAACAUCAACAACAACAGCAGCAACAACAUCAACAACAACAGCAACAUCAACCACAGCAUCAAUCACAACAACAUUAUCAACAACAAGCCGAUCAAGAAAAGCAACAUCACCAACAACAGCAACAAUUCCAUUUCAACCGACAGCCACAAUACGUCCAGCAACCAAGUUUCUCAUUGCCAUCACCAGUUGUACCGUCGAACUAUUACAAUAAAAAUCAACAACACACAGCUACAAAUGUACAACAAUCAAAUCAAUUUUCAAAGACAAAUAAUUAUCAAGAACAUCAUCAACAGCAAUCACCGUCUGCUUUACAAUCUUCUGCUACUCUGAGUGCUAUACACAACUAUUUGGAUAUUAAACCAUCAAAAGAAACCGAAUUACUGCAAUCGAUACCAAGAUACGAGCAACAUAUUACAGAAACUAUACAUCAUCAACAGAGUUCACAGCAGCAAUCACAAAACCAAUACAAUCAAUAUGCCUACAAUACACAGAAUCAGGUUAUCCACGAUAUACCUGCUCCCAAUUUAGGUCCUACAGUGAAGCCCCAACAACAAUCGAAAGAUCAUUUCAGUAAUAUAGAUAAUGCACAUCAACAGGUUAAUGGACACUAUAUAACCGCCACCAAUUCAAAUCAACAACAACAUUUCACAAGUUAUGCUAGCGGCGUACAAAAUGCAGCUGCUUCUCAGUCAUUUUCAUCUUCGACCCUUCCACCUCAAUAUGCACAAUCUACAGAUGGUGAGAAAAUAAUGAUUGUAACCCCAAUGCCACCCACUGCUUAUAAUCAGUACCCUACACACUACAGUAAUGAGGGUCUACAGGUGCAAAUCACACCCAAUUCUCAACCAACACUACAAGUGCAAGCAUCUACAAACUUUGCGCAACAACCUCGGCAAUCAGCUUCAAGUGUACAAUCUGUCGGCACAGGUUUAGCUCUAGGUCAUUAUGAUAAUUCUCCAUUUAGUGUAUCUACAUAUCACUCUGAUGUUUUUAAAGAGCUAGAACAGCGUCAUACUCAACAUAUGAAAGAAGUACCAGCACAAACAAUACGUCAUCAAUUACCUGCUGAAGCUCAACUUGCCAAAACAAAAGAUACUCAAAAACCAUAUAUCCCUAGCGCGACGAAAACCGAGCCUGUGAAGAACAGUCCCGCUCAACAGAAACCCAAUGCUGAUGAGAACUCUUCAACAACAAAUGUUAAGGCUAGUCAAACUCUAUUACAAUUACCCGAUGAAGUACCAGAUGAUUUGCGACAACAGUUGCUUUCUUCAGGCAUUCUAAACAAUGCAGAUAUAUCCAUACUGGAUUAUGAUAAAGUAGGUGACGUUGCUCUUGAAAACUUACCUCCAGAACACCUACAACACUUUUAUGGUGCAGGUGGUGGUGCACAAAUAUCCGAAUCUAACAAGGUUGUAACGGUAGUAAAACCAAAUGGUGAUAAAGUAGCGCUUUCUGAAAAAGAAAUUGAGCGAGUUAAAGAGAGCAACUCUUUACCACAAAAACAUAAUCUCGAUGUCAAAGUCGUACGUUUCAAUGCAAACAAUGAGAAGAGCGUAACAGAUAAGUAUUUGAAGACUGAUGCAACAGUCGUACCACCUGUCGACUUAGCUGAUCGUCAAUAUAAUCGUUAUUUGCCAUUAAAAAUUAAUGGUGCUCAGUUCCCCAUACCAGACAGCGAGGAAUUGCGUGGUAAGAAAGUUGUUAGUGUGGUCGUACUAGCACCUGUUGAGGCCAGUGAGGGACGCAUUGAACGUGAUACAAACGCUGAAAAUAAAGAAGUCAAAUUCUUAGGUGGCGAUCUUAUAAAGACUCUUGUCAAAAAACCGACAAAAGAAAAUUUUAAACGCUGGCUGGAAAAGGAAUCAAAAACAGAUGUUGAAAUGCAAUCCGUUGUACUUUUAGUAGCAAAAUCUCCAGACAAUGUUGAUCAGGAAAUAUUCAUGUACGACAUAACCACAGGUGCUGUGAAUAAGCUUAAUGGUGAACUAUCGAGUGCGUUCGUUAAUGUAGCUGAAGAAAAUGCCAGCACGGAAGACUUAGAGCAUGCGUCCACAUUAGACCCUAGCUUUCUGGAAACUAUGAUGCAUAAGAGCCGGAGAUGAAUUUCAUUAUAAACAAUACACUUAACAAAUUUCGUGCCACUUUAGUGCGAAAAUUCAUGUUAAAUCGCCAUUUUUUUUCUACAUUUUUAUUUUAGUAAUUUAAUGUGAAAUACUGGAAACUACGCUCGCAGUGUCUGGAAUUUACUAUUUCAGUGACCCAUUAGAAUAUCUUAAAUUUAUUUUCAUUAUAGUCAAAAAUUGUAAAAGGUUAGGUUCGAACAAUUGACACUUCCAGCGUAGUUUUAAAGUUGACACUAGUAAAAUUAAAAAAAUAUUUAGCAAUAAUGCAUGGAUCCGUAUAUUGCUCAGAAGAUCCACCGUUUUAGAAAUUCUAA